Amblyraja radiata (thorny skate) is the source of this 2902-nucleotide messenger RNA. RefSeq names its product coiled-coil domain containing 92 (gene ccdc92). Lineage: Eukaryota; Metazoa; Chordata; Chondrichthyes; Rajiformes; Rajidae. The record is from RefSeq and is a predicted model, not a curated record. The transcript has 3 exons. Bases 1331 to 2335 code for a protein of 334 amino acids. Gene Ontology annotation, cellular component: centriole.
UGGUGUCCAAAUUGGUGGUAAAACAAUGAAAAUUUGUCUGUCAUGAAAAAAGUUUUUGACUUUGGGUCUUGAAGUUAUCUAAUUUAUAUCUAAUAUACAAGGUUUCACAUGAGGGGUAGAGUUUUGUUAGAACAGUGUAUUGGUGUAAACACCUGAAUAAUAAUCUUGUUCCUCAAAAUCUCUCCAGUAUUGUGACCACACAAAUGCUUCCAAACUUCCUACAUGCCUAAUCCAGUGAACAGAGAUGAGUAUUCAUUUGGAACUCCUGGCUCCACACAGUUUGACCUCUGACCCCCCUAAGGAUGCUGCUUUCUCUCCCUCACUGAAUAUCAUUCAGUAUGUAUUACAGAUCAUAUACAUUGGAAUACCUCCUGACUGAGAUUGCCAGGACUCAUUUCAGGACCCAUUUUUUGCCUUCCCACCUUUUCUAAGUGCUCUCCUAUAUCUCCCAUAUUUCCUAUAUUCUUCAAGGACUUCUCCUACACACACUAUUCCUCCUGACCAAUUGCCUGUACCUGUUCUGUGCAUCCUUGUUUUUCUUUCAGUCCUCAAUAUCCCUUGACACCCAGGAUUCUAUAAUCGGACCAAAACAGCCUGGCUGAACACGUGCCCUGUCCACACACGGAUAUGCUGUUUACCACACCACUGCUCCCAAUCCACUUGCCAGGUCCUGUCGUGGGUUAUGGAAAUCAGCUUCCCCAAUUUGGGACUUUAACUUGCAGAUGAUCCUAGUCUCUCUCUAUAACUGCAAAUUUAUGAUGCCUAUCCCCAAAAUGGUCCCCCACUGACAUUUCCACACCAGCCUGACUUUAGUUAUCAACAUUAAAUGCAGGUCAUCAGCCCUUCUUGUGCAGAAUUGUUUACGUAUUGGCUCAAAAACGUCACCUGGAUACACCAUACACAUUAUCCCCACUCCAUAUCCAGGCUCCUUGCAAUAAGGCAAUCCCAGUCACUUGGGAGGUUAAACCAACAUCUGUCACCAUGUUUCUCUUACACAAUCCAACUCUCCAUCACUUCAUUGGCAUUUAGGUCUAGCUUUACCAACAAUACACAGUUUCCAACUGAACUGCUGGGAUUUGACACAAUUACUCACUGUGUAGUGAGCACAAGACCUCUGUAAUCCGCAGUGCUGUGGUCAUUCUUGCUGUUGAGCAGAGAACACAUGAAUCUUUUGCACUAGACUAAUUGUGAUCUGAACACCUGAUGACCCUGUACUUAUCCCUAACUUGUGCCGAGAGAUUUAUCAAUGUUUGAAAAGUUUUGUUUUUCCACUGAUCUUGGGAGUUCUAGAGUCAGCGGCAUUGUUGUGUAGAAUCGCUAAGCUCAGUGCAUGCUGGGGACGCACAUUGUUGUGAUUUGCUUUCACUGUAGGUGCCUGAAUUACACGAUGGCCAUGUCCAACCUGGAGAUGCAGCUGCACAGUGCACAGAAGAACCUGCUCUUCCUGCAACAGGAACACGCCAACACGCUGAGGGGCCUGCACUCCGAGAUACGCAAACUGCAGCAGCAUUGCUCCGACCUGGCCUUUGAACUGACCAUGAUGCCACCACAAUCAGAGCAGGCAGGGAACGGUGACUCAAGAAGUGAGGAAUUGAGGGAAAAAUAUGAAGAGCUGGAAUCCCAGCUAAAAGCUAAAGAAGAUGAAAAUAAUGAUUUAAUGAAGGAUUUGGAGAAGAAGAAUGCAGUAAUCAUGGUGCUGGAGAACACAAUGAAGGAGCGAGAGAAGAAGUACCUGGAUGAGCUGAAGAUGAAAAGUCACAAGCUGAGCAUGUUGUCCAGUGACCUGGAACAGAGGGCCAGCACCAUUGCCUACCUCACCUCCCAGCUACAUGCCACCAAGAAGAAGCUGAUGGCAUCGGGCAGUGGGGCUACAGACACCUCGUCCACUGCGAGCUCUGCCUCCAGCAAUUAUAAGCCAUCACCGCCCAAAGACAAGAUGCCAGAAACCCCACGCCGUAGAAUGAAGAAGAGUCUUUCCUCUCCUUUGAACAGUGAGUUUGCAGAGGUCUACAGACUUGGGACUGAUGGACGAAAGCUAGUUCUGCGAUCUGAGCCAAUGGAUGCCAUGCCAGACCCAACACCCUUCCUCCAGGGGAGGGGAGAGUGCGACGUACACUUGAUGAAGGAGAAGCCUUUACCUAUUCCACCCAUUCCUUCAGAGCGAGGCUGUGUGGAACAGCCGAGCCCUGGCAGAGACAAGCCGCACAAGCCUCACCACAUAUCGCACCGAAUGGCCGGGGCACAGGCUGAGGCUGCAGUGGAAAUGCUGGCAGUGGACCAGGUCAAUGAUGGCAAGGUGGUUAGGAAGCACUCGAGCACAGACAGAACUGUGUAAAGGACUGCUUUACUUGGCUUGUUGCUUUUAUAGCUGUGCACAAAAUAUAGACAAAAACUUCACGCAGCAUUUUUUUUUAAUUUUGUUUUUAAUGAGAGGAAAUACAAAUGCCAAACUAACAGUUUAUGGGAAAGCAAACCCAUCACGUCUCCUGAAUUUCUUUUUGUGUCGUAGUUAAUUGUUGGCCCAAUGUAUAACCUGCUGCUUGCUUCUACCAGUAAUCUAAUUGCACUAGUGGUUUGAGAAAAACACAACCACACUUGCUGUUGCACUAAGCAGCUGUAAUCGCUGAAAGAGAAGGUACCUUGGUAUAAACACUACUAUCGCACACCAUUUGCAGCUAUAAACAAAACUGUUAUUCUUUCCAAUAAUAUUAAUGGUGGAAGGCCCUGGUUAGAUGAAGGUCUGUGACAUUGCGUGUUGUGCACCUGUUGACAAAGCCCAGCUAGCAGCAUGUGAAACAUCCAUCGCCUGUCUAUAUACACUGGAACAGCUGCAGAAUUCAGGUCAUUGCAUUUAUACAAAGUUUGAUUUUGUAAUCCAAUUAAAUGAUUAUUGAUGAUCUGA